This is a messenger RNA of Rhododendron vialii, 568 nucleotides long. RefSeq lists its product as uncharacterized. The transcript has a single exon. Bases 127 to 438 code for a protein of 103 amino acids. The record is from RefSeq and is a predicted model, not a curated record. NCBI's taxonomy places the organism in Eukaryota, Viridiplantae, Streptophyta, Magnoliopsida, Ericales, Ericaceae.
CUCUCCCACAUCUCCCAUGCACAAAAAUAAACCAAACAAACUACUCAAACGACGUCACAAAUCAAUUGCCAUCAGUACCAGUAGUCACCUUCUCCAGUUACUACAAAACCCUUAACCUAAAUUUUCAUGAUGGGAAUUCACAGCCCCCAGCCAUUACCGCCGCCGCCGCCGUUGCUGGGAUCCAAAACCCAAAACGGAAGCACUGUCAAACCCCUCUACAAGGCCCUAGCAAGAGGCAACUCGGACACAGUGGCCCGACUUCUAGACCAAGAAAUCGAAUGGUGGUACCACGGCCCCCCAAAUUGCCAUCACAUGAUGCUCAUUCUCACGGGGGAGUCGGAGCACAGAGGCUACAGGUUCAGGCCUCGGAGCAUCACCACCGUCGGUGAGCUCGUGAUUGUGGAGGGAUGGGAAGAAGAGAUCAUCAAGAGAGCGUAAUGGGUGCACGUUUGGACGGUUAAGGACGGUACAGUCGCUGAGUUUCGCGAGUAUUUCAAUACGUGGAUUACCGUGAUUCUUCAAGUGCCGGCUGAAGAUGGCAAGGAGAAUGUGAAGGUGUGGCAGAGUG